AUGAGGGCCACAGGGAGGAGAACCACCGCAGAUGCAAGUGAGACAUUGGUAGAGUUAGAAGCUAUUGCCAUUACCGAUCAUGUGCAAGAAACUACCUCAACAGAGGCUGAAACUAGUUCUUCAACGUCUGCAACAACCACCUCUACGAGCAGCACGUCGACAACAACCAAAGCACCUACCAAAGAGGAAUUAAUUCUUGGAACUUGUGACACAUCCUUUGAGGCAGACCUACGUGUAAUAAACACGGACGGAUCUCUUAAAAAUCCAGAACAAUACGGCUUUUGGGUGCAUUCCUGUGGCACCCAGUUCGUCUUUGGAAAGUCAUUGGCAACGUGGCGAGACAACUUUAUAAAAUGCCGGCAGAUUGGAAUGGAGCCGAUUUCCUUCGAAAACGAGACUAAUUUAGAGUGCUUUAAAAAUAUGGUCUCCAAGUGGAAGUACAGCUCGAAUUACUGGACGUCCGGUUUGCGUGUCAGCGCGAGCGAGUUUUCUUGGUGCAAAAAGGACGGAUCGAUCGCGGUUGACAAAUCGAAAUUGACAUGGGCCGCUGGCCAACCAGACAACGUGAACAACACUGAAAAUUGUGUCCACCUAAAUGUUGUGAAAAGCAACUCUUCGUUUUACUUUUCGGACAGGACAUGCACCGAUCCACAAAUAUUCGCGUGCCAGGGUCCACCAACGCCAGCUCCAGCGUGUUCUAUGCCUGUUUGUCCAAAUGUCACUUGCGAGAAAAAUGCAGCUCAUUAUUCAACAAUUGGAACGUCUCAAUUUUUAACCAAGCCUGAACAACAUGGAAGUUGGUUCACUAUCAAUGGUAGGACGUAUCUCUACAGUUUUCAGGACGUGAAAACUACAUUUUCAAGUGCAAUGGCAGCGUGCUGUGAAAUAGGAAUGAGUUUACUCAGUUUGGAAUACGACUACAAAUACAAAUCCGUUAUUGAAGCUCUUAAAAAAAAUAUUACGUCGAGUGAUUAUUUCUGGACGUCUGGUUCCGACAAAGGGUGCGAGACAAAUUACGGCUACUGCACGGCGAAGAGAUUGCUUCGAAAAGAGGCAAUUUGGGCAUCAGGUCAACCGGACAAUGCUGACGGAAACGAGAGUGCUGUUGCCGUAUACAUCACCGACGUGAAAGCUCAGUUGUUUGAUUUCAACGAAGAGUCCAAAUACAGAUACAUUUGUGAGGCACGUGAUACAUCCAAAGCUAAAUCAGGAGGAUCUGCUGUGAGGGACGAGUGCGCUUCAAUUUACAAUGUCACUCAAGCUGAAAUCGACACCGUUCUGAACAACACAGAGAAACUUGAUUUAAGAUUAAAGUGCUUCUUGAAAUGCUUGGGAGAAAAUUCAGGCCUGAUGGUGAAUGGGAAAUUCUUAGAGAACGAGGUAUUGGCUAUUCUCGAAAAUUUAGCCCAUGGAAACCUGGACGAUCUUCAAAAGAACAUGGGCAUCAUGGACGAUUGCGGAAAAGCGUCCACUGGCAUGGACGAAUGUGACAAGGCGGCGCAAAUGAUAGGCUGCAGCAACGAGAAGGCGCCCGACGUUCUGAACGGCGUCAUAAUGGCCAUGGAUCAGUCGAUGCCUGUGGUAAAAGCCCCUCUACCGCCGGAAGCAUUUUGUUUUAAUGCAUCUGAAUGUCCAGGCGCACCUCAAUAUGCGCAAGAAAUAGCUGCUUGCAAAGCUGACUGUCAGGUAACAUUUGGAUGGGUUAAGUUUUGCGGUACCACAAAAUACUACCUAGAAGGAAGAACGACUGAUUUCCAAGGUGCAUUUGUGAACUGCUGUAACUUGGGCAUGAAAUUACUAUCAAUCACGACUAUUGAAGAGGUCAAUUGCCUCGCAAGUUUUACAUAUCCAAACCAAAAUCAAUGGAGUUGGGUAGCGGUGAGCAAAGUCAACAGUAUCACUCCACGUUGGUGUACUUCUGAUAAGCCAUUUAAUAAUUCCAUUUUCGCCAGUUUUGCAGACAAUGCCCAAUGCAAUACAUUUGCUUACAUAACAAGUUCUAAAACGAUGUCAUACACAACCACAGCUCACACGUGGUAUUCAAUUUGUGUACAGAUAUGAAAAGUUU
Molecule: messenger RNA, 2068 nt
Organism: Cloeon dipterum
Lineage: Eukaryota; Metazoa; Arthropoda; Insecta; Ephemeroptera; Baetidae
Exons: 23
Coding region: 1-2061 (686 amino acids)
Molecular function (GO): odorant binding
Source: RefSeq, a predicted model, not a curated record